AGUCAUUUAUAUCGGUUCCAGGACUGGAGGCCUACAUACACUGACUGAUUGUUGAAAUCAUUGCACGUUUCAGGGGAUCAGAGGAUAUUAGUAGUUACCGGUCGAUGAAUCGACUAAAGUCGCGCAGUUGUUCGACACCGUAGAGAGGUAUCAGGGCGCCGUAAACCCGAUGUCGUCCGCAAAAGACGCAACGCCCUUUAUGUUUUUGCCACAAAAGUAGCCAAGCGGUGGGGAACCUGAGUGGUUCGCACGCAAAGAAGGUGGCCAAAUACCCAGAAAGCUGAUCAUUGAGUUUAGGUCUUUUUCAGAAGUAGUGCAGUGUUAAAGCUGAUGUCAUCAUAUUUUUGUCGUGCACGAUUAACAGGAGAUAAAAUGAGCGUCUCACAGCAUAGAAUUGUGGAUGAGUUUCAAGUACAGGAAGAUCAGACGAAAUACCAUUAAAGUUCUCCGAGGCAACUAUAUAAACUUUAGUAAAUGGAACUAGAUGACUGCCAGAGCUGCAGAGGCUACAGGGCCAGGCUGUUUUAGCUGCUCAUGCAUGCGCCCUCGAUACAAACGACUUGUCGACAAUAUAUUCCCACCGAUUCCUCAGGAUGGGCUUGUGAAGAACAACAUGGUAAAGUUGACAUUCUACUCACUGUCCUCACCUGAGAAACUGGACAGAAUUGGAGAGUAUCUUUAUCAGCGAGCAUGCAGGGAUCUUUCCAGGAAGAGAACUGGGUUUGUCGUCAUUGCUAUGGAAGCCAUGGAUCAGCUGCUAGUGGCCUGCCAUGCUCAGACACUCAACCUGUUUGUAGAGAGUUUCCUGCGGAUUGUCCAAAAACUGUUGGAGUCAACAGAACCAGAGCUCCAGAUUUUGGCUACUCAAUCGUUUGUGAAAUUUGCCAAUAUAGAAGAAGAUACGCCCUCAUACCACCGCCGUUAUGAUUUUUUUGUCUCAAAGUUUUCAUCCAUGUGUCACAGCAACCACUCAGAACUAGCAGUGCGGGACAGUAUCCGCUUAGCUGGCAUCAAGGGCCUGCAGGGGGUGAUCCGGAAGACAGUAUCGGAUGAUCUGGUGGAGAACAUAUGGAAGGCUCAACACAUGGACAAGAUCGUACCCUCGUUACUCUACAACAUGCAGGACUCCAGGUACCUGGAGAAGGAGGCUAAUAGUCCAGAACCUGAGGAAGAAAAGAAUUCACCACCAUCGCUUGCAGAGACUUGUAUCCGGGAGCUGGUUGGGCGUGCAAGUUUUGGCCAUGUGCGCUGUGUACUCAAACCUGUUCUCAAGCAUCUGGACCACCAUGACCUAUGGGUACCCAACCAGUUCGCCAUCCAUACAUUCCGCAUCAUUAUGUUCUCGAUACAGUCUCAAUACUCAUAUGCAGUGGUAGAAAGUCUCAUGAAUCAUCUGGAUGAAAACUCCAAGUCUAGUCCCAAGAUCAGGACCAGCAUCGCAGAUGUUUUAUCCAAGAUCAUAGCUAUUGCUGCUGAGGAGAGUGUGGGUCCAUCUGUGCUAGAGAUCAUCAAUUCUUUGUUAACACACCUAAGAGGCAGUGUGGACCGAGAGAGAGGCAGUGGUGGGGAAGAGAGACAGUACCAGGAUGCUCUGAUCAACGCUUUGGGCGAGUUCGCUGCCCACCUGCCUGACUACCAGAAGAUAGAGAUUAUGAUGUUCAUAAUGAGCAAGGUGCCGUACAUCACCGGGGAUCAUCGCAAGGGCAAUGCUCUGCUGCAACAGAUGCUGCUCAAAUCCUUACUCACGGUUGGACGAAGAUAUCACACUGUUGCUCUAAACACCACCUUCCCUAUGUCCUUCCUUGACCCUCUCAUGAGGAUGUCUCUCUCAUCCGAUUCAGAUAUGAGGACGCUGGUGCAGAGGAUAUUGCAGACAUUGCUGGAUAGGCACAACAACACAGAGAAGCUGCUUAAACCCACGGUCAAUGUAUCAGAGUUAGAACUGGUGGCGGAAAAGUGCAGCCGCUCGGACGCCAUCUUCUUGCGUAAGAACUCUCCGGACAUGUUCCAGUGCUUUCUGGAUGGGCUGGAACAUGACAAUAACACUGUGGAGAACAUAGAAGCAGUCUAUACAACGAUUGCACUUCUCAUCGUGGAGGUGGCUUGUGACGAUACCCUCAGUGACUUCCUCAAUCUGCUACUCAGGAUUCAGGACCUGGCUCUGUCUGCUAACAACAACCUACCGCAAGCUCAGAGAUACAACUUACAUGCUGUGGUGGCCAGCCUGCUCAUCCUCCUCCCUCACAUUGUAACCAUCUCACCUCUCAAGGAAUACAGUGAGAAGCUAAUAGAGGACAGAAGGAGCCAGAACGCUUUUCACCUGCUGCCUGAGCUACUGGUACACUACGACGUCAGAUCCCCCGUGCCCUUGGACAGUCUGCUGGUGGACAAACAGAUGUUGGCUGAGUGUCUCAAGGCCGCAGGGUUGGACUCUGCUCAUGUGACUCCUGCUACCAUGUCCCAUAGUUUACCUGAAACUCGUACUACGACAAUAUACCUGGAACCGCACAGCUGGGUGGAGAACUCUACUGUCAUCAAGGGCAGCAAUGUUGACAUCUCUUCAGAGGUUGACAGUGCCACAUCCACACCUGGUGUCCAAAGGAAGUACCCUGAGGAAGAGCUGACGUUUGAAGCAAUGAAACGUGUCUUAUCUGAGAGUCCAGAGGUAAAGCGAGAUGCAGAGGCAGAACGACAGAAGCAGCUGUGUGAGCGUUUCCGAACGACUCCCUUCAACGAGUUAGUGGACCUCACAACCUCAAGGGAGGAGGACUCACUGCAAAGUAAACUGAAUGAGUUGUUUGGCCGCUUAUCGACAACAAUCAAUUCGCCCAUGACGCCUUCUAACCCCACCUCACCUCACCCCCAGCAUCAGGCCUCACAGCCACCUGUAUACGAGCUGCUGUUCCCUGAACUCUUUGCUUACUGAACGAUGUAUUACCAUACGUAGACCCUACGUAGGCUAUCGUUUUGUACUCAACAUACUUGUAAUUGCUUUAGCAAUAUAUAAUUAUGUAAAUGAUAAUUAAAUAUAAUACUUGAAAAAAACUUAUUUUUAGAUUAAAAUUUAGUGGUAUUGUAAUAUGAAGAUAUACAGUUUUAUUUACUGCUGAAGGUGGCUUUAAAUAUUAUUUUGAGUGCUUCCUUUACAUCCUGCAUUUAUUUUAUAUUUAUAUAUUUUUGCAGUACAGUUUUCUGUUCAAGUACGUUUUCUUUCAAUUGUGGUACUUAUAUAUUUUUUGUGGUGCAGUCUUUAUAAUGAUUUUAGAAUAUGUUGUAGCAAGUUUACAAUCAGUGUUUUUUAUAUUCCAUUUUUAUUUUUACUUGUUCAUUUUUGUGUAAUAGAUUGUUACAUUAGAUUUUUACUCAAACAUUCAAAAGAUUACAUUGUGUAACCUUGGGAAUUUGUCUUGAUCUUAUGAAUAAUAUUGUUCGUAACCAAAAGAUAAUUAUUAUAACUUGUUGACAAUAUUUGAACUUUAUAGUUAGAUUAGAGAGGUGUUGACAAAAUUGCAUUUUUGUAUUUUCUAUGUUUUCUCUAAAUACAUAAUUUAUGUACCUAAAUGUUUUUCAUACAAAGUUUGUUGUAUAUGGAUGGUUUUUAAUAAAAUAUAUAUGACUGUU
Molecule: messenger RNA, 3621 nt
Organism: Homalodisca vitripennis (glassy-winged sharpshooter)
Lineage: Eukaryota; Metazoa; Arthropoda; Insecta; Hemiptera; Cicadellidae
Gene: stmA
Product: protein EFR3 homolog cmp44E
Exons: 18
Coding region: 485-2926 (813 amino acids)
Biological process (GO): protein localization to plasma membrane
Cellular component (GO): plasma membrane
Source: RefSeq, a predicted model, not a curated record